Molecule: messenger RNA, 1145 nt
Organism: Paramecium pentaurelia
Lineage: Eukaryota; Ciliophora; Oligohymenophorea; Peniculida; Parameciidae
Source: the annotation of a GenBank genome assembly
AUGCAUUUAAUAUUGAUGAUGUUAACAAUUUUAGGAUAGUGUAAACUAAGCACUAAGCCUCAUUAGAAUCAUUUUGAGAAUAUAUUCUAUUAUGAUGAUGAAUAUUACAAUGUAAUAUAAAAUAAAAGAAUUAGAAUCAUUUAUAUGUAUCUAAAGUCUAUUGGAAUGCCAAUUUCAAUAAGCGUUUAAAAGAUGUUGACCCAAGAUAUUUAUAUUACAAAGAUGGAGAUAUCAAAAGAUAUACAAAAUAUGAUAAAAUAGGAUAAGGAGCCUUUUCUUAAGUUUUCCUUGGACUUCGAGAUGAUGGUGAGAUAGUAGUAAUGAAAGAACUAAAACCUAUGAAAUGGUAAGCAAUUAACAGAGAAAUUUAAGUAUUGAAAGCUAUAAAAGGAACAACAAAUACAUUAUAAUUGAUUGAUGCUAUUAGAAAUUAAAAUAAGAAACAGAAUGCCACUUUUAUAUAUUAAUAUUUGAGUAGUGUGAAUUUACUUCAUUUAUUUGGAAAACUAGAAUUACCAAAGAUAAAAUUAUACAUGUACUAAUUGCUAAAAGUAUUUACAAUACUUAAAAGGCUCUUAAUUAAGUACAUAGUAAAGGAGUCAUGCAUAGAGAUGUCAAAAUGGCUAACAUUAUAAUAAAAGAUGAUGAUACACUCUAUCUAAUUGAUUGGGGUUUAGGAGAGUUCUACCAUCCAAAAAAGAGAUAUACUACUAGAGUAGGAACUCGUUAUUACAAAGCUCCUGAAUUAUUAGUGAAUAAUAAAUAAUAUGAUUACAGUGUUGAUAUGUGGGCCUUUGGUUGUACAUUAGCAAGCAUGAUUUUUCAAAAAUAACCUUUAUUCAAAGGCAAAGAUGUUUAUGAUUAGUUAGAUAAAAUUGUUACAGUUUUGGGUACUGAAGAUCUCCUUAAAUAUUUGGAUAAAUAUGAUCUUAUCUAUCCUGAUCCUCCUAUGUAAAGAUUAUAUAUCUAUUUUUAUCAGUCAUUCAUAAAAACCUUUUACAAUUUAUAUAGAUCCAGAGAAUGCUCAUUUAGUUACAAAAGAAGGUUUGGAUCUAAUAAGUAAAUUGUUAGUUUAUGAUCAUAAAUUAAGACUUACAGCAGAAGAGGCUAUGGCACAUUCUUUUUUUGAUGGCUUUAGAAUAUGA